AUGCUGAGCGAGGUCCUACGCCGCGACACGCUCUCGCAAGCGGGCCGCGCGCGCGCGGCCAAAGCGAAACUGCAAACCGAUGUCGAAAGGCUGCUUGAAAGACAAGGCAACGCGCUUUGGUCCCUGUUUGGCGACGCCGUCUUCGCCGUCCUCGUCGCGUCGAGCGUGGCGUGGGGCCUCGCGUCACUAGCUGCGUGGAAAUCAAGUUUACGGCGCGUUCGUCCUGAAUCGCCGCGUCGACCUCCACGCCAUCGACGCGACGCAGGUCAAUAGGCCACUACAAGGGCUGGUGGGACGUCGGCUCGUUCCUCGGCGAGAAUUACGAUCGCGACGGCUUCUGCCUCGCCCACAAAGGGACGUGGUACGAGUCUCAGUUGCUCUCGAUGUACGGGUCGGUCAUUCUCGCUCUAGUGUUACAAGUCAUGGUCCGUAGCCUCGCUGCGAACCGAGGCGAGCUCCUGGUCGUCGAGCGCUGUGUGGAAAUCAAACAGUGAGUAGGUCAACGCCAUCGAGCAGACGUAGGAAUGGAGGUAACCUCGCGUCGAUGGCGUGGGGCGCUCGAAAUUUGAUUUCCACACAGGUCGACGGGAACACGAAAAGCAUCAUAAGCCACGGCCUGGGCCACGGCGUUUUGCACUACCUGUCUGUGACGCAGGGCGGCCUGUCGCGCUCCGAGCCGCUAAUCACGCGCGCCACGCCGUGGUACGUCGCGGCCGGCCUGCUCCUCAGCUCCUUCGGCCUCUUCUUCGACCUAUUGGAGCGCACAGAGUUCCCACCCUGGCUCAAGACGACGCAGGCCGUCGCCAGCGCCCUGCUCGUCCCGACCACGGUGCCCCUCAUCAUGGCGCGGUUCCGAGUCCGCCGAGGUGUCUUCGCGUCGCCGGCGCGCGGCCCGACGGUCUCCCACACAGGUCUUCGGCGUCACUGGACUCAUCAUAUUCUUUAACGUGCACCUCGACAGGUUGCUCCACGGCCUCGACGGGGCGAAGGACCGGUACUACGCGCUCUAUGCGCUCACCCAGUGCCUCUCAUCCGCGGCCAUGUGGGCGGAGCCGUACCUCUGCGACUCGCUCCUGGUCAAGUACGGGGGGCACGUCGUCUUCGACUACUCGAUCCCGCUCGCCUUCAUCGUGUAUUUGGCCGCGGCGUCCCGCAUGGAGCCGCGGAAGGCCAAGGCCGCCUAG
This is a messenger RNA of Pelagomonas calceolata, 1184 nucleotides long. NCBI's taxonomy places the organism in Eukaryota, Pelagophyceae, Pelagomonadales, Pelagomonadaceae. The record is from the annotation of a GenBank genome assembly.